AUGAACUCGAGCAAAGAAAAUCAUAAUUCAGGAGGCGAAGUUCCAAGUCAAUCCUCAGUUGAAAGUAGAAACUCAGAUACUUCUGUUAGUGAUAGAUCUUUAGGCCAGUGGUACACAUUAAGUCCAGAUACUAUGAAAAGGGCAGCUGCAAAAAAACUGAUUGAAAGAUACUUUUAUCAAUUGGUUGAUGGAUGUGGAGAUCCUAAUUGUUCAAAUGAACACUGCGCUUCAAGUGGAAAAGUAAAAAAUUUGACUCCAAAUCAGGCGGCAGCUCAAGCAUUUCAGUUAUUUUCUCAAGAAGCAAAAUUAUGUGAGGCCCAUCCUUCGAAAGUGCCCAGAACUCAGGGGAAACCUGCAGGAACUGCUAGUUGUAAUAACCUUGAUUCUUAUUCAAAAGUGGUUGAACUUUGCAAUGAACCAGUACCAUCUAAUUCAAAUAUGGUGGCAAAAACCACUAAUGAUCUCUCAGAUAAUGAAAGUUUAAAAGAAAAACCUUUGCCAUUUUUAACGGAAGAAAAGUUGUUAAAUAUUAUUAAAACCUGCCAAAACGAAAAUUCUUAUUGUCAAUUGAUUCGAGCUCUCGGAGAGGUAUAUUCUAAUCCUGAAAGUUUGGCUCAGAGUUUCUUACGCACCGAGCCUGAAUCACCAAUUGAAGUCAUGCUCGAAAAAGCAGGAGUCAAAGAUUUAAAAAGACUGAAAAAAGAAGAUGUUCGAACAUUAGAGGGGGAUUUGGAUAAAGACGAAGAUUGUCGAGAGCUUGAAAUAAAAAAUGAAAAGCUUGGGGAAAAUUCUAAUAAGAGAUCAUUAAUAAAAAGAUCGGAUACUGUGGACACUUCUGUGGAUGUUUUUUCUUUAAGAAGGGCUUACGCACAUCUAUUUCAAUUGCCUUUAAAAAUAUUUGAGGGGGCUUUAGUAAAUGCAAUUGUCACUUUGACAGGAACCCUUGAAAUUCGGUUAAAACUAUGGGGUUCUUCAAAUAGAGUGAAAACGGAAGACGAAGAUCUUUUGAAUAUAUUUGUUAUAAUAACUGAGAUACCGAUUGUCGGAAGUUCUGAAUUCAUUGAUGUUGCUCUGCCCCACAUUUGUAAAUUAGCAGCUCACUUAUCUGUUCCUUGUCAAGCUAAACUUGCAAGAGUGUGGGCAAAAUUUUGUAAAAGUCGAUUAAAGAGUUUAUUAGAAUCUCUUCAGCAGUUAAUAACUCUUAAAGUUAUUACCGGGACUUUUACAAGAGAUUAUUGCAUUCAAGACGAAGAGGCUAUUACAUCGCCUACAAAAUUAAUGAAGAUAUUGUAUUAUGCCAGUAUCUUAGCGGGAGAGCUCGAUGCUCCCGAUCUAUCUUUUGAAGACUCCUCGUUUAGUUCAACUGAUGAUUCAUUGUUAGGAGCAGAAACCAAAGUACCAAAACCACCUCCUCCGGUAGAUCCUUUAGAAUCUCAGCUUCAAAUUAAUGUUUUAGACAGUCGAAAGCCAUUAAUACCUUUUCAUGAGUUUUACAACGAGCCCUUAUCUGAUGCUGUGGAAAUGGAUAAGGAUUUUGCCUAUUAUAAAUCGGAUUUCGGCAACACGUUAGAUUUUGUAAAAAAUAAAAAAUUUAGUUUUAUGUUUUAUUCAUUUAUAUUGACACCCGCAACAAAAACAUUAGGAUUAUGCUAUGAUAAUAGAAUACGAAUGUACAGUGAAAGGAGAAUGAGUUUUUUUCAGACCGCUGUUGGUCAGCCAGCUAAUCCUUAUUUGAAAUUAAAAGUGCGGAGGGACCAUAUUAUAGAUGAUGCUUUAGUUGAGUUGGAGAUGGUAGCCAUGGAAAAUCCAAAAGAUUUAAAAAAACAAUUGGUAGUUGAAUUCGAAGGCGAACAAGGAAUCGAUGAAGGCGGGGUUUCCAAAGAAUUUUUCCAAUUGAUCGUGGAAGAAAUUUUUAAUCCAGAUUAUGGUAUGUUUGUUUACCAACAAGAAACGGAAACUGUUUGGUUUAAUCCUACGUCUUUUGAAAGUGAUGCCCAGUUUACUUUGAUCGGUAUAGUUUUAGGUUUAGCUAUUUAUAAUAAUAUUAUACUUGAUGUUCGCUUUCCCAUGGUGGUGUACAAAAAAUUAAUGGGAAAAAGGGGAACGUUUUAUGACGUUCAAGAUUGGAACCCUACUUUAUUUGCUGGUCUUAAAGAACUUUUAGAUUACGAAGAAGACGAUAUAGAGGAUGUUUUAAUUCAAACUUUCAGAGUAUGUUAUACAGAUGUUUUCGGUAACACAUUAUUUCACGAACUAAAAGAAGGAGGCGAUCAAAUCUACGUUAAUCAAGAUAAUAAAAAAGAAUUCGUAGAUUUAUAUUCAAAUUUUUUAUUAAAUAAAUGUGUAGAAAAGCAAUUUAGAGCUUUCCGAAAGGGUUUUCAAAUGGUAACAGAUGAAUCGCCGUUAAUAUUUUUAUUUAGGCCUGAAGAAGUUGAACAACUAGUCUGCGGUAGUAAGAAUUUCGAUUUUAACGAACUGGAAGAGGCCACGGAAUACGAUGGCGGUUAUACAGCUGAAACUCCUAUAAUAAAAAAUUUUUGGAAAUUAGUUCACGCAAUGUCCCUGGACGAUAAAAGAAAAUUGUUGCAAUUCGCAACCGGAAGUGAUCGAGUGCCCGUGGGAGGGUUGAGCAGACUCAAAUUGGUCAUCGCUAAAAAUGGGCCGGAUUCUGAUCGGCUACCUACAGCGCAUACCUGCUUUAAUGUUCUCCUACUGCCAGAAUAUUCGUCAAGAGAAAAACUGCAGGAUCGUCUAGAGAAAGCAAUUAAUUACAGCAAAGGUUUUGGAAUGCUGUAA
Pediculus humanus corporis (human body louse) is the source of this 2796-nucleotide messenger RNA. Its product is annotated as ubiquitin-protein ligase E3A, putative. Lineage: Eukaryota; Metazoa; Arthropoda; Insecta; Psocodea; Pediculidae. The coding region runs from base 1 to 2796 and encodes 931 amino acids. The transcript is spliced from 15 exons. Gene Ontology annotation, biological process: protein polyubiquitination. The record is from RefSeq and is a predicted model, not a curated record. Gene Ontology annotation, molecular function: ubiquitin protein ligase activity.